This is a messenger RNA of Baudoinia panamericana UAMH 10762, 466 nucleotides long. RefSeq lists its product as uncharacterized. Gene Ontology annotation, biological process: vacuole fusion, non-autophagic. Bases 44 to 256 code for a protein of 70 amino acids. The transcript has 4 exons. The record is from RefSeq and is a predicted model, not a curated record. Gene Ontology annotation, molecular function: endopeptidase inhibitor activity. NCBI's taxonomy places the organism in Eukaryota, Fungi, Ascomycota, Dothideomycetes, Mycosphaerellales, Teratosphaeriaceae.
AUAAUUUUUGCAAAGCCGAUAUCAAGUAUCAAUCCUCUGAACAAUGCCUACGAUCAACGUCUCACUCAAGGAUGGCGCGGCUGCCGACCAGCUCGAUGCCGCGAAGAAGCAGGUCACCGACCAAGGUGGCAAGAUUGUGAACGAGUUCAAGCUCAUCAAAGGCUUCACCGCCGAGUUCCCCGAAGACAAAGUACAUACGUUGUCUUCCAACGAGCACUUGAACGUUGAGAAUGACGGCAAGGUCACGACGCAGUAGAUCGUUCAUGAUGGGCAUCCGCGGAAGGCAGCUUCAUGGGUUGAUAUCACGCCAGUAAGGCAAGCAAGCGGCAUGUUGCAUCGGUGGGCUAAGGCGGACAAAUAGGGAUGAGCAUUUCCAUAGCAAUAGAGUCGCAUGGUGGUAUGGGUUACGUUCUAUGCUGCCGCUUGAGGACAUGCAAAUCUACAACAAUUGGUACGAUGCAGCGGU